This is a messenger RNA of Carassius gibelio (silver crucian carp), 1145 nucleotides long. RefSeq names its product receptor expression-enhancing protein 5. The record is from RefSeq and is a predicted model, not a curated record. The transcript is spliced from 5 exons. Bases 124 to 693 code for a protein of 189 amino acids. NCBI's taxonomy places the organism in Eukaryota, Metazoa, Chordata, Actinopteri, Cypriniformes, Cyprinidae.
GGAAGUGGUCACGUCUCGUGACAUCACAGCCUCAGCGUGUCAACGUGCACUGAGCUGGGGAGAGCUGCUGGUCAUCAGUUUGAUUUCAUAUCGAAAUAAAUCCAUCCCCAAUCCAGACAAAUCAUGGCGCACGGGCUAAAAGAGCGCUUCGACAGGUUCCUUCACGAGAAGAACCUGCUGACGGACAUGCUGGCGAAGAUUGAGGCACGGACCGGAGUGAACCGAUCCUACAUCGCGUGCGCUGUCAUCCUGCUCAUCGCAGUCUAUCUGGUGAUCGGAUACGGCGCUUCUCUGCUUUGUAACCUCAUCGGAUUCGUCUAUCCUGCAUACAUAUCAAUCAAAGCCAUUGAGAGCGCGACCAAAGAGGACGACACUAAAUGGCUGACCUACUGGGUGGUGUACGGCGUGUUCAGCGUCGCCGAGUUCUUCGCUGACAUCUUCCUCUCCUGGUUCCCCUUCUACUUCCUGGGAAAGUGUGUUUUCUUGGUUUGGUGCAUGGCUCCCACUCCAUCAAACGGCUCUGUUCUGAUCUACACAAGGAUCAUCCGGCCCUUCUUCUUAAAGAACGAAGCCAAGAUCGACGAUGUGGUCAAAGACCUCACAGAUAAAGCAUCUGAGGCGGCAGACAAGUUUAAAGAUGAAGCCAAGAAAGCCACUGCCAACCUUAUAUUUGAGGAGAAAAAGUCCUCCUAGAAGCCACCGCUAUAUCACCUGCCUCCUGUCCUCCAGGAUGACUCUUGCCUGAAUAAAUGUUGCCUUUCUAUGCCUUUUAUUUUUUUUUCAAACAACCAGAAGUUGGCUGUUAUGUUACUCCUUUGCCUGUCUUUGACCCUGUGGCAGCCAUGUUAUUCUUCAUCAGACAGCCAGUAGUUGUGUUUAAGUGGUAAGACAUAAUCACGUUACAAGAUAUCCAGCGCAAUGCUUCAGUCUCAGUAAACUACCUUCUCUUUGCUAUACACAUCAUUACCCUUGCCUUGUAUUAUGAGGUCAUGAACUAUUUUAUCUUGCAUCUUGAGGUACUUUAACAUAUGCAUUCUGAGAUCUAUUUAUUUGUGUUUGUAGAAAUGUCUCUUCUGAUAACAUCAGUGAAACUGUAAGCAUAGGAACCAUGCAUUUGACAUCAACUAUUAAACGAUUGGAAGACA